UGCAUUUCGCUCAACAGCCCCGGUCAUUCUUCCUCGAGGAAACAAAGGUAGCAUUCACACUCUCACUGCUGACGGGCAAGGCUGCCGUCUGGGGGACGGCGGUGUGGGAAAACAAGGACAUCUGCUGCUCCUCGUUCUCCCUGCUAUCCGAGGAAAUGAAGAGGGUAUUCGAUCGCUCCGUCGUCGGGAAAGAAGCCGCCCGACUCCUCACUGAGCUCUGGCAGGGGGAGCGGUCUGUAUCGGACUAUGCCAUCGAGUUCCGGACCCUGGCGGCGGAGUGCAGGUGGAACGAGGAGGCGCAGUGGGACCAUUUCCUGCAUGGGUUGGCGGACCGGAUCCAGCGAGAGAUCGUCACGGCGGAGUUACCGACCUCUCUCAACAGGCUGGUGGAUUUGGUGAUCCGGGUCGACGCACGACUGUCCAUGGCAGCCAGAAGGAAGUCUUCCACCACGUCCCAGCAGCGUACUGAACUGUUCAACCUUCCCAGCGAAGUCUCCACCGGCAUUCUCUCAGAUCUAGAGCCCAUGCAGGUGGGUCGAGCUCGGCUAUCCCGGGAGGAGAGGAAUAGGCGGAGAUCCCAAGGAUUGUGCAUGUACUGUGGAGAGCCGGGUAAUCAAUGCCAGAGGUGCCCGGUAAAAGACCAAGCCCGGUAGUAAAACAGAGGCUACUAUCGGGCGGGAUCUCUGCUCACAAGACCUCGACAACAUCCACUCUCCUUCCGGUGAGACUACGGUGGUCCACCAAGUCACACAUCGGUCACGCACUUCUGGACUCCGGGGCGGAGGGCAAUUUCAUCGACAGUUCCCUCGCACGUAAGCUUCAGAUUCCAUUCAAACCACUUACCCACCAGAUUGCGCCCUUCGCCCUCAAUGGACAUCAGCUUCCCACCAUCAAGCACACCACCGCUCCUGUCACACUCAUCACCUCUGGCAACCACACCGAGAAUAUCUAAUUUUUCAUCACUGACACUUCUCUCUCCCCCAUUGUUCUCAGACAUCCUUGGCUCCACUCCCAUAAUCCCAAAAUUGACUGGAAACUGGGUUCUGUUACUAGCUGGAGCGAGGAGUGUCAUAAGUCCUGUCUUGUCUCUGCCUGUUUAACUGUUUCUGAGUCUGUGUUUCAGGGGGAAGCAGUGGAUUUGUCUAACGUGCCCGCGGAGUACCACGACCUGAAGGAGGUGUUCAGUAAGUCUCGGGCUGAUUCUCUUCCUCCUCAUCGUCCCUAUGACUGUGCUAUAGACUUAUUGCCAGAUUCUCACUCUGUGUUCCGCUCCCGUGUGGCGUGGUUGUUUCGUGUCUGUUGGAUUACGUGUCUCAGUUGGAUUGUGUAUUGUCGUCGUCUUCGUGUGGGUGUUCCCGUGUUCAGCCUGGAUUGCACCACUGCUCACCACUCCACCAACGCCGCACUUAAUACCAUCAUCACCAACUUCCACCGUAGUCUACGCCACCAUUGCCAUCAACCCCGGACUGUGCUACUUCCGCAUUGACUUUGCUUUCUCUCUCUUUGUUUAUAUAUUUAAUAAACAUUGUCAUAUUUCACUUGCAUUUGCUUCCGCGCAUUUCGUGUCAUUACAGAUGGUCAAUUGAACAACAAGGUCACAUUGCAACUCAAUGUGUUUUGUGUCGUCCUGAGUUUGUUCUUAAAAGCUAGUCUGGCAUGACCAUUCUCUACAAGAAUGCAAGUCUGUUCUUUGAAUUCUUAGAAUUUAGAAACAUUCAGUGUGUCUAUUUUAUGUCUUUGUCACUGUUAGGUUGGAGAGAGGAAGUUUCAGGUGAAAUCUUCCACAUCAGGACACACUUAUACAGUGGACAUGGAGUUGGAGCUCUGCACAUGCCCAGCUGGCCAUAGCGGGGCACCAUGUAAACACCAAGCAGCAAUAGUACAAAAUUACAACAUCACCUCUAUCAACUUUCUCCCCACAACAGCUGAAAUGAGGGCUGAUCUGCUGAAAAUAACAAAAGCCUCAGUUUCUCUUGACUUCCUGAGUCCUUUACGGCAAAAAAUGCCUAUGUCAAGCACAUUAGCUCCAGAUGUGCCUCCAAGACAAGAAACCUGCAAUACUGAUCAUCAGUACUAUCUUAGUGCUCAAGAUGAUGUAGACCAUCAGCUGGCCGUGUCUACCUUCAGCUCUGCACAAUUACCCUCAGUGUCACCUACUCCAGAAAACUCAAACUCCAACCUACCCUGUGUGCAGAGUAAUUCAAAGAGUGCAUCUUUACCUCAGUCUCCUGUAAGACGGAUGCUAAGACUGCUCGGUGAACUGUCUGAAAACUCUGACUACAAUGAUGCCAUGAACACAAUGGCCAAGCAGCUUGAAAAGAUGCAGCACAACCCGAGCCAACUGAUCUCUGCAUUUUGCUGUUUUAGAAAAGGAAUGUCAGUGUCAAAGCGUGCAGCAGCAUUAAGACGAGCUGCUAGACGACCAGGACCUAUUAUUGGCUGUCAGCCAACAGCAGUGGCCCGAAGGACAAAUAAGUUUGGUUCUAAGCGGCGUUUGACAGCUGGACGACCCAGGAAAAUUUGUUCUGGUUCAGAGCAUGACUACAGCAGACAUACAGGAAAAGGGGGGAAAAGGGCUGUCAGGGUUCGCCACAGAUUGUCAGAAUCUGUGGCAAUGAAUUACUCACAUCAACACUAAAAUAAUAUUUGUAUGUGGAAUUUGCGUUGAUGGGUUAAGUGUUUCUAAUUAGUUUUUCCUGAAUGUUUCAAAAUGUUAAUUAGUAAAUUAGUUAAUGCAAAUACAGUAUUAUUAAUGAAUUCUAUAAAUGAGUGCUUUCAGGUUAUAAAGCCAUAUUAAAAUCAUAUUCGGACUCUUGUUUACAGUAAAGGAUGAGUGAAAAUACAUUCUCUUUGUGCAAUAAGUGUUUUUAUAGUAGUUGUAUGUAAAAAUUGUCUUUGUGUACAGUGGCAGUUUUGUGUUUUAUCCAUUUAAUAAAAAUGUUUUUAUAUGAGUAGUAGUUAUUACAUUAGUGCAAAUAAAGGUGUGCUUUCGAGUUAUGGGGUACUUGGAUGACAAAGGCCUAUGCUGACUGGUCUUUGCAGUGUCCCUUCAAAUUGAACCCAUCUGAUUUCUUUUGAAUUCUAGACUUAGACUGCAUUAUAAUAAGGUACUAUUGUUUACAGCGCUAUAUUAACUCUCAUAUCCAAAUUUUAACAAUGAUUUAAGUUAAAUAAAUUUACGCCCACAUUACUCACAUUUAAGAGGCUCACAAUUUAGUCAAACUUUACCUGCACAAUGUUAAAACAAACUACAAGGACAAAACAUAACUCUUUGAUUGAAUAUGACUGAAAACAAAACUAUUAUUUUUAAAUAUUUUUGAAUGUAUUUUCUUGUUGACUACUUUCAAGACUCUGAUAAGGUUAGGAUACUUUUCAGAAUAUUUAUUGUGUAUGAAUAUUUUUCUUUUGUACAGUAAACAAAUCUCAAUGUUAA
Messenger RNA from Misgurnus anguillicaudatus (oriental weatherfish), 3433 nucleotides. Lineage: Eukaryota; Metazoa; Chordata; Actinopteri; Cypriniformes; Cobitidae. The record is from RefSeq and is a predicted model, not a curated record.